AUGAGGUCUCCUCAGCAAAGAGAAGAAGCGGAACAGCAACAAGAAGCGUUCUUGCAGCGAAGCGCGGUACACGAACAUAACCACAGUGUACAACAGGAGCAACAGCAGCAGCAGCAAAUGGUGGCCCAAGUGCAACAGCAGCAGCUGCCGACGAAUAGUGGAUGGGGCGUGCCCCAGCAACAUCCGAAGGUUCCAGUGGCGAAGAACUGGGUGGAAGAGCUCCACGAAUUCGUCGACAAGAAACACAAUGUGCACAAGGACAUCAAAGAGCUGGUGUUAAAGAUCCGGAGAGCUCUCGGAUCAGCCGUCAAGGAGUGGACCAACGUGUUGCAGAGAGCGGAAAUAGCCGAAAGCGAAUUGGCAUCGACGAAAAACGCUCUCGCUGAUAAAACGCUGCCACAGCAAACACCGAGAACAGUCCCGGGAAACCUCGGCAAGAAGGAGAAACUAGCGCGAACGGAAAACACACCGAUGUCUGCGACAAAGAGACACCGAUCCUCUCCAGGAGAUGAAAGGCCAGGAGGCUCUAAAAGGCAGAGAGACAAUCUGCGCAAGCGAUUGGCCGCCGCAGAGGCAGAACAGGUCGGUGUCGGCAACAGAGAGACCCAGUGGCAGACUGUGCAAAGAAAGGGCAAGGCAAAGCAGACGAACGCAGGCGCAAGACCAAAAGCAAUUAGGAGAAGCGUUAAAAAGAAAGGCGAAGCGAUUGUGGUGAAGACCCGUGAGGAAAGUUACCUUGAUGUUCUUCGUACCAUAAGAACGGCUCCGGAGCUUAAGGACUUCGGCGCGGACGUACAAAAAGUCAGGCGCACACGGUCUGGAGAAAUGAUCUUCGAGCUGAAAAAGGACUCGAAGAACAAGAGCUCUUCAUAUAAGGAGCUUGCAGCGAGCGUCGUGGGAGACACUGCGCAGGUCCGAGCUGUUACGCCAGAAGUGGUUCUGCAAUGCGUCGACAUAGACGAGAUUACUACGGCGGAAGAAGUAAAAACUGCAAUUAAGGAGCAAAUGGAGAUAGGAGACGUUGAAAUGUCAGUCCGACUAAGAAGGGGACCUUCCGGGACGCAGGUUGCGUCUAUCAAGCUCCCGGUGGAUGCUGCCGACAAGGCGCUGCGAAUUGGCAAAGUGAAAGUCGGGUUUUCAGAAUGCUCACUGCGGGUUUCUCAGCAACCGGAGAUAUGCUUCAGAUGCCAAGAGUUUGGACAUCUGGCACGGAACUGCCGAGGACCAGAUAGAUCGAAACUGUGCAGGAGAUGCGGAGAUGAAGGUCAUAAAGCACAAGAGUUGGAGGUAGUGCAAAUAAAUCUCAACCACUGUGAUACCGCGCAGCAAUUGCUGUGCCAAUCCACGAAGGAAGCGAAGUGCGACGUAGCAAUCAUCUCGGAUCCGCACCGUAUCCCAUCCGGAAAUGGUAACUGGGUAGCAGAUGAAGCUGGAACCGCUGCGAUUUGGACGGUUGGAAGAUAUCCCCUGCAGGAAGUGGUGUAUCACGCGAUAGAGGGUUUCGUUAUAGCCAAGGUUAACGGCGUCUACAUAUGUAGCUGCUAUGCACCUCCACGCUGGACGAUAGAGCGGUUCAAUCAGGUGCUGGACCGAAUAUUGGAGAAACUUGGCGACAGGAGGCCAGUCAUCAUUGCCGGCGAUUUUAAUGCCUGGGCAGUUGAGUGGGGUAGCCGCCUCACAAACCCCAGAGGAUGGAGCCUGCUGGAAACAGUAUCCAGACUGAACUUAGUUCUAGCCAACGAAGGAUCCACAAGCACCUAUCGAAGAGAAGGCAGAGAGUCUAUCAUCGACGUAACGUUCUGUAGUCCGACUGUAGUGAGAAGCAUGAAUUGGAGAGUCUGCGAAGAUUAUACGCAUAGUGAUCACCAAGCGAUCCGAUACCGUCUUGGAGAACGGGUACAGACGACGGCACGUGGGGAUGAUUCCAAAGGGCGGAAGUGGAGAACAGAAGCAUUCGAUGAAGACGUGUUCGCAGAAGUGCUUCGGUAUGAACGCAAUAUGCUGAACCUGAGUCCGGAUGAACUGGUUUCGGUUCUCGUUCGAGCUUGCGAUGCAACUAUGCCGAGGAAGAUACAGCCGCGGGACGUCCGCCGACCAGUCUACUGGUGGAAUGGGAGGAUCGCCGAACUCCGUCGGAACUGUCUUCGAGCUAGGAGAAGAAUGCAACGGGCUCACACUGAUGAGCAAAGGGAAGAGCGCAGACCUUUGUUUAGGGCGGCAAGAGCGGCCCUCAAAAAAGGCAUCAAGCUCAGCAAAGCAGCUUGCAUGCAGGAACUCUGCCGUAAUGCGGACGCAAAUCCAUGGGGAGAUGCCUACAGACACGAGCCAACGGUCUGGCCUCCCACGCCGUAUGAGGAAGUCGCCGCUGAUAUGGAGGAAUCCCGUAUUUCCAACCAGGAGCUCAUCACGGUAGCGAAGAGCUUAAAACCCAAGAAAGCGCCAGGACUAGAUGGUGUCUCCAACUUGGUUCUGAAAACAGCAAUCCAACAAAACCCGGAUAUGUUUCGAACCACAUUGCAGAAGUGUAUCGACGACGGAAACUUCCCCGAUCGUUGGAAGCGGCAGAAAUUGGUUCUGCUGCCGAAGCCGGGCAAGCCAUCCGAAGAUCCAUCGGCGUAUAGUCCUAUAUGUCUGCUGGACACGACUGGAAAACUUCUGGAGAAGGUGAUCUCCAACAGACUCGGAAAUUACACAGAAGGCGAGAACGGACUAUCGAGGAUGCAGUUCGGGUUCCGAAGAAGAAGGUGUACAGUUGACGCUAUCCGGCUAGUUGUCCAAGCAGCCGAUGCUGCCAUGAAGCAAAAGAGAAGAGGAAAUCGCUAUUUAAUCGGUGAGUCGCUGAACGAAGUGGGCCUCGGCGGCGAUAGAAAUGGUCGAAAACUGGAUGUGCGAGAGGAAGCUGGCGUUAGCUCAUCACAAAACCGAAGUGCUGAUGAUCAGCAACCGAAAGGCGGUACAGCAUGCUAA
Messenger RNA from Aedes albopictus (Asian tiger mosquito), 2967 nucleotides. RefSeq lists its product as uncharacterized. Gene Ontology annotation, molecular function: nucleic acid binding; catalytic activity; zinc ion binding. The transcript has 4 exons. Lineage: Eukaryota; Metazoa; Arthropoda; Insecta; Diptera; Culicidae. The record is from RefSeq and is a predicted model, not a curated record. Bases 1 to 2967 code for a protein of 988 amino acids.